UAGCAUUCACAUCAACUUUCAAAAAAAUGUUCUUUCUUAAUACAAUUUUACAAAUGCAGAUAGGAUGGUCUAUGUAUGAUUAAGAACCUUUCUUUUUCUAUAACCAAAUGCUGCUUUCGUUCUGAGAACAAUACCAAUCUCUCCUAAAUUUCACCAAACAAUAUAUAGCAUCCUCCAAAAAACUCCAUUCUCUAAACUAAACCUUAUAAAACCUUACAAUCUCUAAACCUACUACUUGAAUUCUGUCACUCUGCAGAUAUAGAAGCAAGGGAAGAUCCCAAACUAAUCAGAGAACUAACCUCGGAGCGCCUUCAAGGUUCCCCCAAAGACGUGAUCGACAUGAUCACAAACUGCGAAACAGACACAUUAACCCUCACACGCAUCAGAUACCGUGCGCCAUGGCACAUUCUAUUCGGUAAAAUGCAAAAAGGAACAACAACGCUUGCGGGGGACUCAUUACAUGUGAUGGACCCUUCAAUUGGCCAAGGAGGCUCUGCAGCCAUAGAAGAUGCGGUGGUCCUCGCUAGAUGCUUGGGAAGAGAGCUCCAACCGCAUCAAAUAGCCGCAUGCGGCUGCCGCGAACUGAAGAGGAAAGCUGAAGCCGCCAUUAACAAGUAUGUUAGGGAACGAAGGGUAAGGAUAAUGAGCCUAUCAAUGCGCGCGUUUCUAAUUGGUUCCAUGUCUGCAACCUCUUCCUGGGUGAAGAGGAUGGUAUUUGGUGUUUUGUUAGUUCUGAUGUCGGGUAAGAACUCGCAUGGCCAUGCGCACUUUGACUGUGGUCAUCUCUGAACUUUUGUGGAAAAAAGUGAUUUUUGGCUGAA
Molecule: messenger RNA, 821 nt
Organism: Phalaenopsis equestris
Lineage: Eukaryota; Viridiplantae; Streptophyta; Magnoliopsida; Asparagales; Orchidaceae
Product: zeaxanthin epoxidase, chloroplastic-like
Exons: 1
Coding region: 340-789 (149 amino acids)
Molecular function (GO): FAD binding
Source: RefSeq, a predicted model, not a curated record